UAACUGUACAAAUUCAGAUUUUUAGUUAAUUAAACGAAAACGAUCACAAAAAAAUCGUUAUCACGUCCCUGCUGGUCAUAUCAGUAAAUGUCAUAAUAACAAUAACAACAGGUGCAAGCUUGUUUGAUACAGUUUAAGCAGGCGGUGGCGUCAGUCUGCAGAACCUGCAGGAACCUGUAGCCUGUUGCCCCCCAUUAGUUCAUGAAUAACAUGACCACCCCCCUUUAGUCUAAUAAUAUCAUGAGGCAGUAAGAUGUCGGUGGUGUGUGUUCUCGUCUGCCUGCUGUUGUUCAGAGGAUUACAUAUUUCUGCAGAGAAUUGUGAAGUGUGUGUGGGUUUUCUUGAAAGACUGUACUCCACUCUAACCUCAUCUCACAGUGACCUGACUCCACACCUGGUGGAGGAUCAGCUAAUACACAUGUGCUCACUGAGCCAGGGCAAGGAGGCACGGCUGUGUUAUUAUCUUGGAGCCAGCAGUGAUGCAGCAACACGAGUCACAGCAUCCGUGUCUCGACCUCUUGCCUCUCACGUCCCUGUCGAGAAAAUCUGUCAACGACUGAACAGCCGAGACACACAGAUCUGUCAGCUGACAUAUGAGCGCGGUCUGAAGGACCUGAGCAGCGAUGGACUCAGAAACCUGAGAGUUUCAGAGUUAAAGAAGAUUCUGUCGUCGUGGGGAGAAGAGUGUCGCGGCUGUUUGGAGAAACAUGAGUUUGUGAGUCUGAUCCAGGAGAAAGCUGCUCUGCACACACACAGCGUGGACCUGUAACAAAAACACUUCUUCUAAAUUAAUCUGUAAUCUGAUGUAGGAGCUGUAAAGUGUGAUGAUUUCAUCUGAAGAAUUAAACCAGAUAAUAACGAA
Notolabrus celidotus (New Zealand spotty) is the source of this 862-nucleotide messenger RNA. RefSeq names its product cerebral dopamine neurotrophic factor (gene cdnf). Lineage: Eukaryota; Metazoa; Chordata; Actinopteri; Labriformes; Labridae. Bases 254 to 769 code for a protein of 171 amino acids. Gene Ontology annotation, cellular component: endoplasmic reticulum. Gene Ontology annotation, biological process: dopaminergic neuron differentiation; neuron projection development. The transcript is spliced from 4 exons. The record is from RefSeq and is a predicted model, not a curated record.